AUGGGUAUGGUCUUCGGCGUCGUCCACGAGGAGAUGCCCGAGUACAAGUUGCACGGCACCGUGGGCGGCAUGCAGUGCCGCGAGUAUGCGCCCGGUUGGGUGGCAAAGGUGUGCUCGGACGACUACCCGGAUGCGAAGACGGAGAAGAAGUUCAUGAAUGAAGCCUUCUGGACCCUUGCAGGGUACAUCGGCGCCGUCUCGGAACCAAAGAACCAGUCCAUGAAGACCAGCGACAAGGAGGCAAUUGCCAUGACGGCCCCGGUGGUGAUGACCAGCAGCGAGAAGAUCGCCAUGACUGCGCCCGUGGUCAUGACCUCCAGCGAGGCUAUUGCGAUGACUGCGCCAGUGGUCAUGACGGAUGCCAGUCAGAUGGCUGGCAAGACGAUGAGUUUCAUCCUUCCCUCCAAGUACCUCAAGAACAAGGAGCAGCCCCCGAAGCCCAUGGAUGCACGGGUCAAGAUCGAGCAGAUCCCUGGCCGCCCCCUGGAUGCACGAUCCUAG
This is a messenger RNA of Symbiodinium natans, 501 nucleotides long. The record is from the annotation of a GenBank genome assembly. NCBI's taxonomy places the organism in Eukaryota, Dinophyceae, Suessiales, Symbiodiniaceae.